CAGCAUAAAGCUCCUUUCAUAGAGGAACUUGAAGACCAGAUGCAGAAACUUCAUGAAGAACGAGCUGGAGCUAUAUUAGAAAGAAGAGCGGCUGAUAUUGCUGAUGAAAUGAUGGAACUGGAAGCAGCUAUAAAUGCUGCAAUGUUAGUUUUUAGUAAAAGUGGUGGCAGUGCUGCGAUGACUGAAGCAGCAACAAGUGCAGCUCAGGCUGCAUCUGCUGCCACAAGAGAAUCAAGAAAUCUUCCGGUGAAAUUAGAUGAAUUUGGUAGAGAUGUAAACGUGCAGAAACGGAUGGAUAUGACAAGAAGGGCAGAGGCACGACAACACAGGAAAGCACAAUCAGAUUCUAAGAGAAUGAUGUCUAUGGAAAAUGAUAAUUCCUAUCAGCAAAUAGAAGGAGAAUCAAGCACGGAUGAAAGCGAUAGCGAGAGUACAGCAUACCAGUCAAACCGUGAUCAGUUGCUUCAGAUUGCUGAACAGAUUUUGGGUGAUGCAGCAGAGGAAUAUUCUCAACUUUCAGUUGUUAUAGAAAGGUUUGAAAGAUGGAAGAAAGAGUAUUCAUCAAGCUACCACGACGCAUAUAUGUCGCUAAGUGUACCUGUUAUCAUCUCUCCAUAUGUAAGAUUGGAGCUGCUGAAGUGGGACCCACUUCAUGAAGAUGCUGAUUUUAUUGAUAUGAAGUGGCAUUCUUUAUUAUUCAAUUAUGGCCUUCCGGAAGAUGGCAAUAAAAUCAGUCCUGAUGAUGCCGAUGCUAACCUUAUUCCUGAACUGGUAGAAAAGCUUGCAAUUCCCAUUUUGCAUCAUCAGAUAGAAUUCUGUUGGGAUAUGCUCAGUACUCGUGAGACAAAGUACGCCGUUUCGGCCACAAAUUUGGUCUUUAGAUAUGUUCCACUUUCCAGUGCAGCUCUUGGCAACUUAGUGGCUAUUCUUCAUGACCGUCUAGCUCAUGCUGUGGAAAAUCUGAUGGUCCCAACAUGGAACACACUUGUGGUGAGGGCUGCGCCAAAUGCAUCACGAGUUGCAGCAUAUAGGUUUGGCAUGUCUGUUCGUUUGAUGAGGAAUAUAUGCUUGUGGAAUAAGAUUCUUGCGAUGCCUGUCUUGGAGAAGCUUGCUCUUGAUGACCUUUUGAGUGGAAAAGUUCUUCCUCAUCUUCGGAGCAUUCAAUCAAAUAUUCACGAUGCAGUCACCAGAACUGAAAGGGUCAUCGCUUCAUUAUCUGGUGUGUGGGCUGGCCCAAGUGUCACAGGGGAGCGCAGCUUGAAGUUGCAACCACUGGUGAAUUACUUGCUGAUACUUGGAAAGAUACUGGAGAAGAAGCAUGUUUCGGGUGGGAUGGAGACCGAGACCAGUGGACUUGCUCGUCGAUUGAAGAAGAUGCUGGUUGAGCUCAAUGAAUAUGACCACGCCAGGGCAAUAUCUCGGACCUUCAGUCUCAGGGAGGCACUGUGAUCUCUCUCUCUUGGCUGUCCAAAAGGUACUACUGCCUUGUAAUUCAAGGAGUUUUGUAGUCGUACAAAUUUUCUAAAACAAUCUUCUUUUGUGGUUCUUUUGUUCAAAAGUAGGGGUCAAAUGAGUCUUAUGAAAUCAUAAUACACCUCAAUGCAAGUUCAUUUACUCAUGUCCGAGUGUCUUGAUGAUUAGUCCACUGUUACUAUCCUCUUGAUUCAAAUCUAUAUCAUUAUAGCUUUCUUGCUUCUUG
Ilex paraguariensis (yerba mate) is the source of this 1699-nucleotide messenger RNA. NCBI's taxonomy places the organism in Eukaryota, Viridiplantae, Streptophyta, Magnoliopsida, Aquifoliales, Aquifoliaceae. The record is from the annotation of a GenBank genome assembly.